UGUUUUUUGAGAGAUGAACACAACGACGACGACGACAAUGUCAUCGCUCCAGCAGCCAGCAGUGGAUAUCGAACAGCAUGCACUGCUCCGUGUCAAGCGAUCGCGCGACGAAGCCCCCGCCGAGACGCUCUUUAUCGAGACGUCGCACAAGCGCGCGAGAGAGGACUUUGCGCGUCGGUUUGGCUCGCACCGGCUCGGGCAGCCAGCGCAAGACGACGAGUCGGAUCCACGGAGCGCAAUCCCACAAGUCCUAUCGCAUCGCGAAGCACAAGAGCUCAAACGACAGCAAGAGCUGCAGGCAAUGGCCGACCAGAGCAAGCCCGUGCUGUUCCAGUAUGUCACUACUGUGUCGGCGCGUGCGCUUCGAAGCCAAGCCGGCGUCCAGAAAGUGCAGUCCGUGAUUGAGCAAGAACGGCUGCGAAGACGGCAGGCGGUCGCUUUUAAAGCAAACCCGUUUGUCAAAACCGCCAAAGAGCGUCAAACUGCUGCGCGGGAACGCAAUGCCGAAGCCCGGUAUCAAUGGAUUACCGCACGGCGGCAUUUUGACGAUGGUGAGGAUCUCGACGAGCAGUCUGGCAACGAAGAUCCGAUUGCAAAUCUCGGAUUUCGAGUCUAUGAUUUGCAGCGCUUGGCUGAGAGGCAAACCCCAAAGCUCAAAGCAAAAAGCGAUCAAAUUGUUAUGAAUAUGAUUCCGUUGGUGCGGGAACGUCUGCGCAUGCGCGGAAGGGACGACACUGAUCCUGACGAGAUUGCCAACGAGCUGCCUUUCGUCGAAGCCGAGCAGGCUCGCCAUUUGGCGGAACUUGAGCGGUCCUUCCAGGCGCAGCGGCUCGAUGCACAAAAAGCAGCUGCAGAAAUGAAUCAUUUUGGCGCCAGCGACGAGGACGAUGGGCCACGACCUCCAGAAGUCUUGCGCGCUGCAGACCUGCCCGCUGCUUCGGAAUCCGCUGCAGACGAAAGCGAGCCUGUCGUGGACAUUUACAUGGAGACUACAGAUGCGACAAAUCCGCUCAGCACUCCCGACGCCUUCCCCGUAAUUCCAUUCCCCGAGGAAGCCCUGGUUGAUGAUGGCGAACUUUCUGACGAUUCGAACUACUACGAAGACGAUGACGACGAGAAUGAUGAGAACAACUACCGAAACGACUACCCCGAUGAGGACGAGUACGAAGAGGACAACCAUCGCAGCGAUUCAGACAAUGACGAGCGCGUCUUUGAUGUCAUUAAUCGAUUGGACAGCGACGUCGAGGAAGAUGAUAGCGACGAAGAGUUUGAUGAGACGAGCGAGAUCGCUGCCUCAGCUCGAGCCCAAUAUGGAGCUGACUGGAUGACUCGAUUCCGCCAAUGGCGCGAGCGCCAAGAACGGCUCUGAGAAAGCGACUGGUCGUUUUUGUUAACAAGUAUACUCCAUGGGAGCUCUGACACUUGAUCGAUGCACCACCGUCAAAUGUCUGAGUUCGAAUUGUUGUGUCGUGAACUACUGUACAUCCAAUUCGAUCUCCAUGCCCGUUUCAUUGAAC
Capsaspora owczarzaki ATCC 30864 is the source of this 1517-nucleotide messenger RNA. RefSeq lists its product as hypothetical. Gene Ontology annotation, biological process: developmental process. The transcript has 9 exons. Bases 14 to 1369 code for a protein of 451 amino acids. The record is from RefSeq and is a predicted model, not a curated record. NCBI's taxonomy places the organism in Eukaryota, Filasterea, Ministeriida, Capsasporidae.